Messenger RNA from Sardina pilchardus (European sardine), 4197 nucleotides. RefSeq names its product Krueppel-like factor 15. Gene Ontology annotation, biological process: regulation of transcription by RNA polymerase II. The record is from RefSeq and is a predicted model, not a curated record. Bases 601 to 2169 code for a protein of 522 amino acids. The transcript is spliced from 3 exons. Lineage: Eukaryota; Metazoa; Chordata; Actinopteri; Clupeiformes; Clupeidae. Gene Ontology annotation, molecular function: RNA polymerase II cis-regulatory region sequence-specific DNA binding; DNA-binding transcription factor activity, RNA polymerase II-specific.
GAAAUGGUAUUUUUCCUCCGUCUAACAUCCCCUCGCGCACAUCCCCACACAUGUGAGGGCACUCCAGUUUACGACAGACUUCAAGACCAGCCCUCUGCUGCUCUCGACCAAUCCCGUGGUUUAGCAGGGACGAGCCUUCAGACUCUGCCUCGCAUUUCUACUCUUGUAACCCACUCUCGCAGUCAUGUGACGCUAAUAUAGUACAACUACAGUACUGAGCAACGCGGCAGACUGAAGCAGCGCCACACGGCGUGUCUCAAGGGCAAAUAACGCAUUAGGAAAAAACAGCACCACGCGUAAGGGACUAAAAGUAACAAGAUCGGAACUAAAUCAUUUGGAAUUGUAUAUGGUUUCCUAUUUUGAAGGAAUGCUCUGGAUGUACAAACUCCAAAGUGUAUCUGUACUCUAAGGGAAAACAACGGUCUCGCCAUUCGUUUUCUAUUUUUCUAGUGUCUUUGUAGUGGCAACACUCUUUUUGAAUUCACCCUAGUGGUGUGGCACCACUUACAGGGUGCACCGGAGGAAGGAUCUACUUUUCUUAUAAGAAGAAAGCAAACAAGAGGAUUACAAGUGUAAAGACAUUUGGGCUAAGCCCCUGGGAUGGUGGAUCACUUUGUGUGUAGCGCGGAGCACUUCCUGUCUUACGGUGGCCUCCAUUCGCCCUCGCCGGUGCCAUUUCGCCUGUCGGACAUGGUAACGGACUCGGCAAACUACCAGGUGAUGCCCUCGCCCUUCUCCGAGGAUGACCUCAGCGACUCGUCCAGCCUGCGCUCCUGCUCGUCGCCGGACUCGCAGGUGCUCAGCUCCAGCUGCGGCAGCUCCUCCAGCGCCGAGAGCUCGGACAGCAUCCUGGACUUCCUGCUGUCGCAGACCUCCCUGGGCGGGGGCGGCGGGGGGGCGGUGGGCGACGCGGCGACGCCCAGCGUGAUGCCCAUGUCGCUGUCCAGCCUGCUGUGGGACUCGCGGCGGGAGCCGGUCAAGGAGGAGAGCUUCGACCUGCCCAUCUGGUCGCCGUCGGACAUGGAGGAGUCACCGGCGGAGCCCUUCCACCCCACGCUGGAGGAGAUCGAGGAGUUCCUGGAGGAGAACAUGGACGCGGUGAGCAUGAAGGACGAGCCCAGGGAAGGGGCCACCGCUCUGGGCUUGAGCUUCGAGCUGGACCUGGGCUUCGGCCUCGGGGUGGAGGUGGACGGCGACGAGGCCCUGGCCGGGUCUCUGGCGGCGGACGCCGCCAAGUCUCAGCACCACUCAGACCAAACUGUGCCCACCACAGACGCCAUGGUGGUGACCAACGCCGCCAGCACAGAGACCAAAAUCCCGCAAGAGGGCCAGCUCCAGUCGCCCGACGCCGGCACGCCAACGCAGGACGUUGUGAAGACGGAGGCCCAGAGCAGCCCCGUGUCGGAGGCGGGAGGCAACGGCGGCGUGCCGGUCAUCCUGCAGAUCCAGCCCAUCCAGAUCAAACAGGAGAGCCAAGCUGCGGCCAGCAGCCCCCUGACCACCACCGCCGCCGCCGCCACUGCCCAGGCCAACGCCGCUCCCUCCCCGACCUCCGACAUCAAAAUCGCCCAGCUGCUGGUCAACAUCCAGGGCCAGACCUUCGCCCUGGUGCCGCACCUCCUGCCGUCCUCCCCCACCUCCUCCGCCGCCCCCGCCACCCCCGUCACCUCCGUCACCUCCGUCACGUCCAUCGCCUCCAUCGCCGGCCCCGCGCUCAGCGCCUCCUCCAAGUUCGUGCGCAUCGCGCCCGUCCCCAUCGCCGCCAAGCCCAUGGGCAUCGGCGAGGGCGGGCUGGGCAUGGGCGGCAUCAACGGCGGCCUCCUGGUCGGAGGCGCCCAGAAGUACCAGAAGAACCCCAUGGCGGACCUCAUCAAAAUGCACAAGUGCUCUUUCCCCGGCUGCGGCAAGAUGUACACCAAGAGCAGCCACCUGAAGGCCCACCUCCGCAGGCACACGGGGGAGAAGCCUUUCGCCUGCACCUGGCCCGGCUGCGGAUGGAGGUUCUCUCGUUCCGAUGAGCUCUCUCGGCACAGACGGUCACACUCGGGGGUGAAGCCGUAUCAGUGUCCUGUGUGCGAGAAGAAGUUUGCCCGCAGUGACCACCUGUCAAAGCAUAUCAAAGUGCACCGAUUUCCACGAAGUAGCCGGACAGUCCGCUCCACAAACUGACCCCUGAUACCCUCCCAAUGGACAGAGGCCAGGGAGCAGAGAGAGCACACAGUGUUUCUCCUGUGUGUGUGUGUGUGUGUGUGUAUGUGUGUGUGAUGAUCUUGUACCAAGUUGAAAGUAUACUGGAAAAACAAGCAAGCACACACAAAAUACACUUACAUACACAAAGUCAUGGUGAUUAAUGUUGCUCAAUGUCCAUGUUGGUCUAAUUUUCCUUCGGAAUCGCUUUCAAAUCAUACAAUCAUAGCUAGUAAAAUAAUAUUUUUACAAGAAGAUAUGGGAAAAAGCUUUUUGUAAGAUUCAAGCUUAUAUGUACGACAGCUUUUUUCUAAAAAAAAAAAAAAGAAAAUAGAAAAAAAAUGUUUGAUCACGUUCUUGAAAACUGCCUUGCUAUCAUCAAACGGAGUUGCCGACAGCCUUCCCCAUUGAUACAUUUGAGUGAGUUUUUUUUAAUUACUAUUUUUCAAAUCUGGCUGAGGGCCGUGGAGACUAGCCAAACACUUCUCACACUCAGCACAAUGACUUUAGCCAUGGGAGCAGUUCAGGACCGCUAUUGUUACAUAAGCUACUGAAACAUUAACACACAAGGUGCUCUGCCGUGGAAGGUGAACACAGCCGUUUUCCAAAACACGUUCACGUGCUCCUUGGUACACAACAUUUUACUGUAAGCAGGACUGAACAGCCAUAAUGUCAUGUUCGUUUUGACGGUGCUCCUUUUGAAGUGGUAUUUAGCACAUUGGAGGUGUUCUUCAAUGUUAUCAGGCCGUUUUUCUUCAGAUAACAGGAGGGAAGUGUUCAUAAGCUACGGGGAGCUACGGAAGUUUCCAGUUAUCAGGCACAACAACAAUCAGCUCAUCUUUGCUCAAGAUAGGGCGGGUUAGAAACUGGUGCAGGAUGAAUAUUAGAAAAUAUCAAACGUAACAAAAGAGCUCAACGCGCACAGAUGAGGAUUGUACCUAUUUAAAUGUGGAAACAGGCCUUUAACUCAGUAUUGGAGUGAUAAUAUUUCUGUUUUGCUUUGAAAGCGAUGGUGUCGUAAUGUACUUGUAAGCAUCUCCUGAAACUCAAGCUACAGUGUAUGUUUUCAUGUACUCUCUGGCCUUACCGAACCAUUAUGUCCUUACUGGAGGUUGAUUCUUGGUCCGGGAGAACCAAGAUCAGUUUUUUUUCGUUUUUGUUUUUAAUUCAAACCUGGCACUAAACCAGCAGAAUUGUACUGGUCUUGUUGGGACCAUUGAGGAUUCUCACCCAAGUCAGCAGGACCAUGUCCGGUUUUAAGAUGGGAGGAAGGGUUCAGAGAGUGUACAACUGAAAAAAAAAAUAUUAACACUGACAUGAAAUGACAGCCCCCUUGAAAUGUGUAAAUUCUCUGCAUACAUGGCCAUAGACUUGAAUGUCAUAUUUUUUUGGCUCUGUUUUUGUUAUAAUAUCUCAAUAUUUUGCCUCGAACAAAGCUUAAAUCUGAUUCAGCCUGUUACUGGAAUGUCCACAAGCCUCACUUAGGCUCACUGUGUGGACUUCGCUACCCAUCUGCGAAAGGGAAGAAAAAUCCACCUGCCUAGCUGAGCCGUAGGCAGAUUCUUGCCCUUGCCUGAUAAAAACACACAGUCCUGUUUUGGCCUUGUCAGAUUUGGUUGGCAGUCCUAAAUGAGAGGCAUCGCUCAAGCAUAUGCAGUGUAUGCGAAGAGACUCAUCAAACCAGGGGGACAUACACCAGAUUCAAUGUUCAUCAGGCAUUCCUUCCAGUCAUGUAUUGAAUUUAAUAAAUGCCUGUUAGAAUACAGGUGUUUGUUUGAAAUCACAUCCUAUGAAUGUAUGUAUAUAUGUGGGGGAGUGUACAUAGCUGCAGCAGUCAGAGACAGGAAAGAUCUUUCUUUGAAACUAAAUGUGCAUCUUCAGUCUGUGGUGAAGACCUGUAGUGUAUACCCCAAAUGUGUACAUAACGUAACGUUUCAGUAAUAUGAAUAUAUUAUAUAUUUUUUCUUUGUUCUACACAAAAUGCAUUUACAAAUAAAACCUUGAAAACUA